AUGUACCCCUCUCCUGAGGUUGAACAACAUAGUGAGAAGGAUGACGAUUCCUCCAGUUCUGAGAAGGACAUGGCUGUUGAAGGUUUGUGCUCUCUAGGGCAAACUGUGUCUGGUAAAGGAAAAUCUGUGGCAUCUAAAACUGCCAAUGCUUCCCACUCUGAGAAGCAUGAUGAUACAAACGAUGUGAUUGACCUAGAGGAUGAUAGGUAUGAUGAUCAAGAGGAUAUCUUACUUCAUCAUUUAAAGCCAAGUGUGGCUAAACGCAUGAAGACUCGAAAAGGAAGAUUUGUGGCUGAACUUAUGUCAGCUAGAAAAACUAAGAAGACUGCUAGUAUUGGUCUCUCCAAAUCUUGGAGCAAGUGCUAUGAGGGUUUAGUUAAGGAAUUCAUUGUAAACAUUCCUAAGGAUAUUGCUGAUAAGAACAACAAGGAAUUUUGCAAGGUGUUUGUGAGAGGUAAGUGUAUCACAUUCUCUCCCACUGUUAUUAACAAUUUUCUGGGAAGAAAAGUUGAGGGUGCAGGUGAAUUGGAAGCUACAGACAAUGAGGUCUGUAGAGAGAUUACAACUAGGCAGGUGAAAGGUUGGCCUGUUAAAAAGCAUCUUUCUGCUGGGAAGUUGACUGUCAAAUUUAUGUUUGAGCAAAUCAUCAAGCAUGCUUCUACUAAUGCAGUUAAGCUGCCUAUUGCUUUUCCCUCUAUGAUCUGUGGGAUUAUCCUGAAACAACACCCUGGUAUUCUGAGUUCUAAUGACUUACCUAGUAGAAGAAAACCUGCUCUGUCUGUGCAUUAUAAAUUAUUUGAAGGAAGUCAUGUCGAGGACAUUGUCAUGACAUCUGCCAUGAAAAAGCCAGCCUCAAAAGUUGGAACAAUUGUUGAGCUUAAGGAGACUUGUAAAGAGCUGGGUGAAGGGAUAAGGGUAGCAACAGCUAGGAAAUAA
Messenger RNA from Lathyrus oleraceus (garden pea), 936 nucleotides. RefSeq lists its product as uncharacterized. The coding region runs from base 1 to 936 and encodes 311 amino acids. The transcript has 3 exons. The record is from RefSeq and is a predicted model, not a curated record. NCBI's taxonomy places the organism in Eukaryota, Viridiplantae, Streptophyta, Magnoliopsida, Fabales, Fabaceae.